This is a messenger RNA of Electrophorus electricus (electric eel), 2030 nucleotides long. The record is from RefSeq and is a predicted model, not a curated record. NCBI's taxonomy places the organism in Eukaryota, Metazoa, Chordata, Actinopteri, Gymnotiformes, Gymnotidae.
CUGAUUAGAAACUCACUGCACUGUUCAAAAUGUCACAAGAGAGGAAAAUUCAAGCAUGCAAGUAGAUACAGACAUAUUACUGAAAGUUACUGUGCUCGUGGUGGGUCUCGACAAGGCCGGAAAAACUUCGUGUGUCAGAGGCAUGUUGAGAACUCCCACUGGAGAUGUGGGCCCUACUCAAGGAUGUGUCUGCAAUGAGUUGAGGGUGGAGAACAUGCUUGUUAACUUGCUGGAUGUGGGUGGAGGCCCUGAGGCUCGUGUCUCCUGGUCCGAGUACUAUGCCCAGGCCCAUGGAAUCAUCUUUGUGGUGGACUCAAGUGACAGACAGAGAAUGACAGAGGUCAGAGGGCUCCUGACAGACAUGCUGAGGCAUCCCAGGGUGGCUGGAAAGCCCCUAUUAGUGUUAGCCAAUAAACAGGACAAAAUGAGUGCCUUGCUGGGAAUUGAACUGAUUGAGAUUCUGUCUCUGGAAAAGCUGGUGAAUCGAAGCCGAUCUCUGUGUCACAUUGAGUCGUGCUCAGCCUUAAUGGAUGCGCGCCAGUGGUCAGACAGGAAGACACUGCGAGGGAUCACAUGGCUACUGCGGGCAGUCUGCUUGGACUACUCAGAACUCUGCACCCGUGUCAUCGGAGAUUUGAGAAGGCCCCCAGGAGCAGAGGACAGAGAGAGGAGGGGGAACAGGAAGAAAAGGAGGAAGAAGAACAAGGACGACAGAGUAAAGGCCAGUGACAUGGAUUUCAGCCAGGGACAAGCAGUGCUGGAAAUAGAAAGUAACAGGACUGCUCCACAACCAAUCAGAGAUGUUUUUCAAAUGGAGAGCUCCUUGAAAACAAAACUGAAGACAAAGAGGAAAGUGGGGGUUAAGAUCAAAAGUCAAAACGAUGAAGAGGAAGAGGAUGCAGAAGGGCACAAGGCCGAGCAGCAGGACCACAGUGAAAAAGAACAAGCCAGCAGUACCCUGUUGCCACGGAGACGUGGGAAGCUGAAGUGCAACGUGAAGCUGAAGGAGGAGACCUUGGCUCGUCCAGGAUCCCUGAGCGGUGAUGACUCUAAACCGGAUGAACGGAACGAACAAGAGAAGCAGGGAAAGGUGGUGAAGGGGAAAAGGAGAAAUAAGAUAAACACAGAAAAGAUACUGGCAGCUUAUACGCAGCCGACUGACCUGUCUGCCACGUUCGCUCUUUACAGAAAAGCACUUUUGGCUCUAAAAGGCCGACAGGACCAGAGGAGUGAGAAGACUGAGAUAGGAGGACAGAAGGAGAUGAUGUAAUGCAAAGACCUCUUCAGAACCUACAAGCUCAAAUAUUUUGUCCUUUAAGGGAUGGAUUCCAGAACAGAUCUGACUCAUGACGUCUGAGAUGUCCUGGAUAAUCAGGAUUUAUAGGACUCAUAAUGCUUUCCAGCAAUUUUAAAUAAGGGAACAAAGCAUUUUUCCUAAUCAUGUAACACAUGUUGCUAUUUAGGGAGUACAUCUGAGUAAGUCACUUAAAAAAGUAGGCCAGAUGAAUUUAUAGUAACAUCGGUAAUGCAUUUUUAAUUCUAAAUGAAAAAAAUUUUUUUUUUUUGUGGGAUAUUUUUAAAGCAUUUGUUAAAUGGACUUUCUACUACCUUUCAAAAUGCAGUUAAAGUGGCAGUUUUUAUUCAAGUAUUUUCCUGUUCAUGUGCUGUAAUGCAGAAGAUGGGAAGAUAUAAUUAUAUCUCAUUUUCAAUUACACAAAUUGUAUUUUCAUGCAUAUUCACAUGUCAAUGAUGCACAACAAACAAUAUUUUGAAAAGUGGUGCAGUGAUGGGGAGGGGCCUUUCCCAGGUGGAGAUCAUACAUUUCAAAAAGAAUUAAAUAAUAAGGGCCUCCAGUCUAUCUCUGCAGUGGGGGCCAAGACCUUUGCACAAUAACACUAGAUAAACAUAUAUGGUGCUGUUUAUUUUAGUUUAUUUACUGUUCUGACUUACUUACGUCACAGUGGUUUAACACUGUGUACGCAUAUUCAUGACAUGGAGAGCCUGAUCAAUUAUACCUAUUAAAACCUCAA